Ictalurus punctatus (channel catfish) is the source of this 722-nucleotide messenger RNA. RefSeq lists its product as uncharacterized. The record is from RefSeq and is marked provisional. Lineage: Eukaryota; Metazoa; Chordata; Actinopteri; Siluriformes; Ictaluridae.
GCUUGACGCCAUGGUUAAUAUUUCCCUUGACAGAUACAUGUCUGAAGAGUGAACUGAAAAGUGUAUUGAUUACACAGCAUGUCUCCCCGCAUUGAUGAUGUCAUGAAGCUGUGUUGUGAGCUAUCUGCAAAUCAGCAGAUAAAGACUGCAGUGAAGCAUUCUGGGAAGGGAGCGAUGACUGCUGGAGGACUCGCUUUUGCUGGAGGAUUGGUUGGGGGACCGCUUGGCAUCGCCGUAGGCGGUGCUGUUGGAGGACUUCUGGGAUGCUGGAUGACAAGCGGUCAGUUCAAACCACUUCCUCAGGUCAUCAGGGAAAUGACACCAGGACAGCAGCAGAAGCUCUACGAGGACAUCAUGGCCAUCUUGGGCUCGAUUGAUUGGACAGAUGUAGCUCAGUUAUUGGCUAUAGUCAUGGGAAAUGCAGCACUUCAGCAGCAAGUAACUGCAGCUUUACUGAGCUACAUUCACAAAGAGCUUCAGGCUGAGGUUCAUUAUGUGGACUGAAAUCAGAUCACUUGUUUGGACAACAUAUUUAAAGAAGAUAAUGUAGUCUACAUAUUUAAGUGACACCUAUUUAUUUUAGUAUAUUUUAAAAUCAACAAUUUUAGGAACAAAUUGCAAAUGACACACUACAUUUUUCACAGUCAGGAUGAAUACAAUGAACUGUUGACUUUUACAAGACAACUGUAAAACACGACUUAAAUAAUAUACUCACUAAAAUU